This is a messenger RNA of Venturia canescens, 1800 nucleotides long. Its product is annotated as pyrethroid hydrolase Ces2a-like. The transcript is spliced from 7 exons. Lineage: Eukaryota; Metazoa; Arthropoda; Insecta; Hymenoptera; Ichneumonidae. The coding region runs from base 93 to 1688 and encodes 531 amino acids. Gene Ontology annotation, molecular function: serine hydrolase activity. The record is from RefSeq and is a predicted model, not a curated record.
UUCGUUCGAACGAAACGAUGAUAUAUAAUCCUCAACGCUUCUACACAUAUUAGUGCAUUGCAUUCUCCGAUCGAGCAUAAUCGUUCGCCGACAUGAGCGCUGCUCCCAUCGUCCAAGUUAAAGAAGGAAAGUUGAAGGGUUUUAUUGCAAAAAAUCAUGACGGAGGUGAAUAUUUUGCAUUUCGUGGGAUUCCGUUUGCCGAACCACCGAUCGGUCAAUUAAGAUUCAAGGAUCCGAAAAAACCAAAGCCAUGGAGUGGAAUAAGAGAUGCUCGCGAGUCUGGUAGAAAAUCGCUUCAAUACGAUGCGAUUUUGGGUGGUGGGAAUACAGGAGACGAAGAUUGCCUGUAUUUGGAUGUGGCGACAGCUUCGUUGAGCGGGAAAAAGCCAGUAAUGGUUUGGAUUCAUGGGGGUGGUUUUGUUCUGGGUGGACCCCAUACCGAUGUCUAUGGACCGGAUUAUUUGAUCAAACACGACAUUGUCUACGUCGCAAUUGCAUAUCGACUGGGUUGUCUCGGUUUUCUCAACUUGGACCUACCAGAGGCUUCUGGUAAUCAAGGUUUGAAGGACCAAGUUGCAGCAUUGAAAUGGGUUAAAGAAAAUAUUGAAGCGUUUGGCGGAGAUGCGGGUAACAUAACGAUUUUUGGAGAAAGCGCUGGAUCCGCGAGCGUUCAUUAUCUCACGUUAUCGCCUCUGGCCAAAGGACUAUUCCACAAAGCGAUAGCUCAAAGCGGGAUGUGCGCGAAUCCUUGGGCUUUUGAAGAAAAACCAGGAAAUUAUGCUUUUCGUUUGAUUGAAUGUAUUGGAAAAAAGGCUAAGGAUUCUAAGGACGCUUUGAAAAUUUUGAUGAAUGCAUCGAGCACCGAAUUGAUCGAAGGACAAAAAAAAAUGGGGAUCGGAGAAAUAAAUUUGGACAUAUCUUUCAAUUUUGUGCCAAGCCUCGACACGAAAAGUUCCGAACCUUUUAUGCUCCAACAUCCCCGUGAAUUAUUUAAAAAAGUAGUCGAUGUUCCUCUCAUUUUGGGUUAUACCAGCGACGAAGGAAUUCUAGCGUUAUCGGCCCCUAAUGUCGGCAAUUUAUUGGCAGAAGCCAAAUUGAAUUUCAUCAACACUCUCGCUCAUGACUUAAAGUCCUGGCCACUCGGAGAUAUCGAAAAAAUCGCUGAUUCGGUGAAAAAAUUUUACUUCGGCGAGAGAGAAAUGAGUCUGAAAAUGGAAAAAAUUCAGUGGAGCAAACUCAAAGGCGAUACUCUAUUUAUCAAUGAGAUACAACAAGUCGCUGAUCUGCAGAUGGACAAAUCGACAUCUACGUAUUUGUACAAAUUUUCUUACAGACCUGAAUAUCCCACUUAUGGCAAAUUCAUGAAAACCGAUCUCGAAGGUGCUUGUCACGGGGACGAUAUCGGAGCACUUUUCCAUUCUUCCCUCUUCUCAAAAGAACAAACUUUGAAAAAGGGUACCAGGGACCGAUUGACGAUGGAAAGAAUGACUCAAAUGUGGACAAAUUUUGCGAAAACUGGAAACCCAACACCCGAAACUGAUACGGAAAUAACGCACAAAUGGGAACCGUUGAAGAAAGGAGAAAAAAAUUAUCUCGAAAUCAACGACGAUUUAGUACCGGGGCAAAAUCCUGAUGAAAAAUCGUGGAAUUUUUGGAAAAAUAUUCUCAAAAAACUCGAACGCAAUUGAAUACUUUGCGACUCGACGGGAUUAAGUAUUUCCAAGCACUAUUAUAUACUCUAUGAUAAAAAAUUAAAAAACAAUUUUCUGACAAAUAAAUAACGGCGAAUGUUUUCGAGAA